Messenger RNA from Dendrobium catenatum, 2672 nucleotides. RefSeq names its product pentatricopeptide repeat-containing protein At1g08070, chloroplastic. Gene Ontology annotation, biological process: RNA modification. The coding region runs from base 210 to 2066 and encodes 618 amino acids. NCBI's taxonomy places the organism in Eukaryota, Viridiplantae, Streptophyta, Magnoliopsida, Asparagales, Orchidaceae. The transcript has a single exon. The record is from RefSeq and is a predicted model, not a curated record. Gene Ontology annotation, molecular function: RNA binding; protein binding.
CUCAUCAAUGCGGCGUCGUGUUUGUCAACAGGUAUUACAUCGUUAUAAUCCACGCUUCUUAUCGUCUUGCGUGUUUCUUCUUCCAUGAAGACGUAGGAUACCCUCCACUUCAAAUGCUUCUGCUUUUCAAAUUUCAACGGCUACUUUCCAUUCUAUUUUCCCCUCCAAGAACAACCCUGUAGAGAUGCCCAAUAAUUCUUGCGUUCAAGAUGGAACAUAGCCUGAUCAUCUCUCUCCUCCAAGCUUCAACUCCUAUCCACCACCUAAGGCAAAUUCACGCCCUCAUCAUCAGGGCGUGCCCUAGUCUAACUCACGUCUUCCUCAGAAUUCUACUGAAACAAUCCACCAUCCACUAUGCCCGUCAAGUGUUCGACGCAAUGCCCCAGCCAGACUCAUUGCUUUCCAAUUCUAUUUUGUCCGCACACUCCAAGUUAUCUUUGCACGGCGAAGCACUAGAAAUUUUCGUUCUUUCACACCGUAAGAAUAUCCAAGUAAAUUUUUUUUCAAUCCCAUCUGUGCUUAAAGCUUGUGCGUCAUUAGCUGUGUUGGAUGCUGGAAAACAAGUCCAUUCACUUGUUCGGAAGCUUGGAUUUUUCUCCAAUGUAUUUAUCCAGACGGCCUUAAUAGAUUUUUACGUCAAAAAUGAUGAUAUAUGUUCAGCUCAAAGGGCCUUUGACGAGAUUGUUGAUAAGGAUCCAGUUCCUUACAACUGUUUGAUAUCUGGGUAUUCUAAAUCUGGUAAUGUUGUGGCAGCACGGCAUCUAUUUGAUGAAAUGACGCAGAGGACUGCUUCCUCGUGGAAUACAAUUAUAACUUGCUAUGCACAUCAAGAGAAUUUUGAUGAAGCCUUGAGAUUAUUUGAAAGGAUGCGUGAAGAAGGAUUUCAAACGAAUGAGAUCACAAUUGUGAUAGUUUUAUCAAUAUGUGCAAAACUAGCUGACUUGGAAACAGGACUGAAGGUUAGGAAAUUGAUUGAUGAACACCAUUCAAGAACUAGUUUGAUUGUUCGGACUGCAAUUUUGGAAAUGUAUGUGAAGUGUGGAGCUGUUGAUGAGGCACGACUGGAGUUUGAUCAGAUGGAUCAUAGAGAUGUUGUUGCAUGGACUGCCAUGAUUGCUGGCUAUGCUCAAAAUGGGAGAUCAAAUGAGGCUUUAGAGCUCUUUGAGAAGAUGCAGUUUGAGUGCUUUGAUCCUAAUGAAGUUACUCUUGUAAGUGUUCUGUCUGCCUGUGCCCAAUUGGGCUCUGUGCAGGUUGGAGAGCGUAUUGGAAGCUAUGUUGAGAGCAUGAGUUUUAAUUCCAGUGUUUAUGUAAACUCUGCGCUUCUUGAUAUGUAUGCCAAAUGUGGAAAUAUCCAAAAAGCUUGUCGAGUUUUCAAUGAGAUGUCUUUGAAGGAUAUCAUAUCAUGGAACUCACUUAUAGGGGGUUUGGCCUACAAUGGGCUUGCAGAGGAUGCAAUAAAUCUCUAUUAUAAGAUGAUUGAAGAGAGCCUAAAACCAAAUGAGAUAACUUUUGUUGGCCUGCUAACUGCUUGUACUCAUGCGGGAUUGGUUGAUUUAGGACUCAAAUUCUUUCGAAGUAUGAGAUCAGACCAUAACAUUGUGCCAAAGGUUGAACAUUGUGCGUGUAUAGUUGAUCUUUUCUGUCGAUCUGGAAGGGUGGAAGAUGCUUUCAAAUUCAUCUGUGAGAUGGAGAUGGUACCCAAUGUAGUCAUUUGGGGAACAUUGCUUAGUGCAUGUAGAAUUCAUUCAAAUGUUGAGCUUGCAAAGAUCUCAAUGGAGAAGCUAUUGAAAUUGGAGCCUGAAAACUCAGCAAAUUAUGUUCUUUUCUCAUAUUUGUGUGCUGAUGCCGGCCAAUGGGAGGAAGCAAGGAGUAUGAGAAAGCUCAUGCAGAGCAAAAAUGUGCAGAAGCUAGCUGCAUAUAGUUGGAUAGAAUUGGAUGAUAGAUUACACAAGUUCUUGGUAGGUGAUAGGUUACAUUUCAGAUCUGAUGAGAUUUAUGAUGUCGUCGAUGGACUCAGUUUACAGUUAAAAUGGGUCCCAGACUUUGAUUUAGAUCAACCAUUUUGAUGUUUUUCUAAGACGAGGUAGCAUAUUUUUUCUCCUAAUCUUCUGAUGAGGAGAUUAUAAAGGAGCUAAUAAUGCUUCCAAAUGAAUACUUCUUUGUAUCCAUAUUAACAUUGAAACUAGUUCUCCAAUACAUUUUUGACAUGAUUGGAUCCCACUUGGAUGCUGGUUAAAGAAUUUGGAAGCUAAAGUGGACUUGAGAUCGAAUACUGCCUUCAUCAAAUUUGUGCUUCGGUACUCUGUUAAACCUCUUCAAUUUUUUUUUUUUUAAAUUAGUGCUAUGGUUGAAGAAUUACAACCUCAAAUGUCCUCCUAAGAAGAGGGCCCUUUCGCCGGCACUAGAACAUUCUCAAAUUUCAUCUGCAAACCAAGGAGAUAAAAAGUGCAGGGUAAGAGAAAAACUGUGAAAAUGAUUCAAUCCAAACGGCUGCAGUGUCUAAAGAUUGUUAUAUUGCAGGUUAUGCACUAAAAACUUAUAUUUGCAUGUUUGAUGCCAUGGAAUGACAAGUGGUUAUUUGGUUUGCUACAAUAUAUAGCCAAUGUAAACAGAAUGGGGAGAAUUUAGUCUUCAUUUGGGACGGCUUUCUUACUACAUAAGGCAGCUUUCAA